This is a messenger RNA of Solanum verrucosum, 908 nucleotides long. RefSeq lists its product as uncharacterized. The record is from RefSeq and is a predicted model, not a curated record. Lineage: Eukaryota; Viridiplantae; Streptophyta; Magnoliopsida; Solanales; Solanaceae. The transcript has a single exon. The coding region runs from base 97 to 834 and encodes 245 amino acids.
AUUCACCUGAGCACGGUAAAUUAACUUUCUACAUAAACCAUACCUGCUCGAAUUUCCUCAAAAAGAAGAAAAUAAUUCUUGUGUGUGUUUUCAACUAUGUCCAAAAGUAUUCAAAUUAAUGGCAUGUGGAGUAAACUCUCCCACACCCUAGAAAACCACAAAAACACCUGCAAAGAAUUAGCCGUCAUCAAUCAUAGGCUAGUGAAGCAAAUCCAGUACUAUGAGACAAAAGCAACUCACUUGUCCAUGUUUUAUGUCAUUUUCCUGCUCAUCAUUUUCCUGUCAAAUUCAAAACCCUCACCCGUUCAAUGUAAAAACUGGUGGAAGCCUUUCUCCCUUUCCAUUUUGGUUGCUCUUACAUUUGGUGUCAACUUCAUAUCAACCGUACUUAAAAGUAUUCACAUAAAGAAUGCUCUAGACAUGAACUGGAUCGACCAAGGGCUGAGCAUUCAAAAGAUGGCUAACCUAGAGCGAACAGCAAAAUUCGAAGCAGAAUUCAUGGACCAUCAAAGGCGCUGCAACCACGUUGUCAAAGUUGAACCACACUCAACGGGUUCAGAUACAGACACUUCAGCCCAGAAAGAGAACUAUGUUCAAUUGCACCAUGUUAAAAGUCGUGUUGAUUACUCAUAUACUGAUACAGAUGCAGAAAGUUCAGUCAGUACAAUUGAGGAUUUGCCUAGAACAUACUCAACCCUGCAGCAACAAGACGUGGAUAGCAUUACUGUCUUUCAACAGUAUGCAAAAGUUGGAACAACUGUUUCCUUCUUGCUAGCCUACACAGUUCUGGUAUUGUAUGGAUGCCGCUCUUCUGUUUGUGAUGGUAACGCAUAGUUGGACACACAAGUGAACUGGUAAAGCUCCCGUUAAUUCCUGAAUUAUUAACAAAUACUCGAAAUAAUUAGAGC